AUGUUGUUAUUAAUUAUCCUGCUAACCCUAUGCCCGUUCAGGUUUAAUCUGAAAUCUGUCCUCAUAGGCAAAUCUGUUUUUUUAAAUGAGGGAAAUUUUACUUUUCGCGACAGACACUCCAUUAUUAGCCUGCCAUUCCGGGUUAAUUGCGAGUCUUUGUUCAACUCAACCUCUAGGGUAAACACCAUCAUGCCAACAGAUUAUUUUCUCACGGUCCAACCUUAUUUCCCACCGUUUGUGUUGCUCAGUGAUCCGAAAGUAUUUACGUUUGAUGGACAAUACAAAAUGCACAUGCGAUGCGUCGAAAAUACAUCUCUGAUCGUGAUGAACUCAAGGGAAAUUAGCAUAGAAGUGUCAACCCUCUCUUUGCGAGAAGUCAACGAGAGUGGGGAUGCGCUGUUGCAAUUGCCGACACCCUCCAUACAGUACGACGAAAGGCUCCAGACGGUCGGACACUUCUACUCGCUGUCGUUCAACUACACCGGGCUUCUGGGAGACAGCAUGGAGGGCUUCUAUCGGACACCGGUUUACACGUUCUUCUUUGAUAGGUGGUUGGCUGUGACUGACUUUGAAUGCUGUGCCGCGAGAAUGGCCUUGCCGUGUUUCGACGAACCUCGUUUUAAAGCCGUAUUUCACUUGGAAAUAAUUCACCCCACCUCCAUGGUCGCCUUAGCCAAUAACGAGAAGAACAGUGACGAAGAUUACGGAACAACUUUCAAACCAUCUCCAAAAAUGUCCUCCUACUUGCUAGCAUUUACAGUGUGCGAGUUUAAUCAUACGGAAAAAGUAACUGUCAACGGAGUACUGGUGAGUUCUGUUAAAUUAUUAUUGUUCAACUCUGUUUUACCGUACUACGCCGCUUACUUUGACCGGAAAUUUCCUUUGCCAAAGCAAGAUAUGCUUGCCGUUCCGGACUUCGAAGCGGGAGCCAUGGAAAAUUGGGGUCUCGUGACGUACAGGGAGACGGCGUUGUUGUACAACACGAAAACUUGCUGGAAAAAGAACAGAGAUCGGGUGGCCACUGUUGUUGCUCAUGAGUUAGCUCACCAGUGGUUCGGUGACCUGGUGACGAUGCAAUGGUGGAACGACAUUUGGCUGAACGAGGGAUUUGCCCGCUUGUUCGAAUAUUUUGGCGCCGGCUACAUACUUAACGAACCGACUCGCGUGGUAAUUUCGCCUAUUAUAUAA
Soboliphyme baturini is the source of this 1188-nucleotide messenger RNA. NCBI's taxonomy places the organism in Eukaryota, Metazoa, Nematoda, Enoplea, Dioctophymatida, Soboliphymatidae. The record is from the annotation of a GenBank genome assembly.